GCCUGGGGUGAGCUUGUUAUCCUACAUCAUUCGGUACAAAGAGGAGAAAGUCAGAGUUCAUGUGGUUAAUAAGUAUCUGUACAGUCCACCUCUUAGAAACACCACAGCUGGUUUAUCUACAGACACACAGCCGCCAUGGAGCUGCGUCUCUCCGUCUGCAUCCUGCUGCUGCUUUGUGCUGCAGAAACCUCAAGUGGAGGGAAGAUUUUGGUGUGGUACAGUGAUAACAGCCACUGGAUCAACAUGAAGCCGGUACUGGAAACUCUGGUGGACAGAGGACACCAGGUGACGGUCCUGGUCCCGAGCACAUCGCUGUUCAUGAACAGCAGCGAACCGUCUCGCUUCCAGUACGAACUUUUUGACGUCGACGUCUCAUUUGAAGAUUUAGAAAAGAUUUUUGAAACUAUUAUUCACUUCUUCGUGUAUGAGAUGGAUUUUAUGAACCCCUUAGAAAUUUACAUAAAAUUUUAUAAUUUAAUGAAGAACAAUAAGAACCUUACUUUUAAGUUUUUGGAUGGCGUUCUGAAAUCAGAACCCAUCAUGAAGAAGCUCAAGGACGGAAACUACGACCUGUUAUUUGCUGAUCCGAUCUACGCCGGCAGCGACCUGACUGCGGACAUUUUGGGAAUUCCUCUCGUCUUUUCUUUGUGUUUUUCCUUGGCAAACAACUGGGAGAGGAUGUGUGGUCAGCUGCCUUCUCCACCCUCCUUCGUCCCCGGUGCUGCUAGCAAACUCACAGACAAGAUGGACUUCUCAGAGAGACUGUCGAACUUCCUCUUCUACGCCCUGCAUGACGUCAUGAUGGAUCAAAUACUGUGGAAAGAAGUUGACGAAUAUUACUCUGAAAUCAGAGGAACACCCACCAGUGCCUGUGAGUUGAUGGGUAAGGCGGAUAUCUGGCUGAUGAGAACCUACUGGGAUUUUGGUUUUCCUCGUCCACUCCUCCCCAACUUUAAAUUUGUUGGAGGGGUCCACUGCAAACCAGCUAAGCCUUUACCAGAGGAAAUGGAAAAGUUUGUCCAGAGCUCUGGAGAUGCUGGGAUUGUUGUCUUCUCUUUAGGAUCGAUGAUCAAGAACCUGACCACAGAGAAAGCGAACAUGAUCGCCUCAGCGCUCGCUCAGCUUCCACAAAAGGUGCUGUGGAGAUACAGUGGCCAGAAACCCCAGACUCUGGCUUCCAACACCAGAAUAUACGACUGGAUCCCACAAAUCGACCUGCUGGGUCAUCCUAAAACCAAAGUUUUCAUCACUCACGGUGGAGCAAACGGGAUCUAUGAGGCCAUCUACCACGGCGUUCCCAUGGUGGGAAUCCCCAUGUUUGCUGACCAGCCAGACAACAUGGUGCACAUGGAGGCCAAAGGAGCUGCAAUUACUGUUAAACUGAACUUUAUGACGAUUGAGAGCCUCAGAGACGCUGUAAACAUGGUCAUCAACAACAAAUCCUACAAAGAAAACGUGAUGCGACUGUCCAGAAUCCACCAUGACAGACCCAUGAGUCCUCGGGACGAGGCCGUCUUCUGGAUCGAGUUCACCAUGAGAAACAAAGGAGCCAAACACCUGAGGGUCCAGGCCCACCAACUCACCUGGUACCAGUACCACAGCCUGGACGUCCUAGCCUUCCUCCUUAUUAUAGAUCUGCUCCUCAUCUUCAUCCUCUACAAGAGCUGCAGCUUCUGUUUCAAGAGAUGCUGCAGCAGAAAACAGACAAAGAGAAAAGCUGAGUAAAAACCACUUUCCAAGGGCGACAGUAAAGAACAGCUUCACAUUACAACCACCGACACAGCCACCAUGAAGCUGCGUCUCUCCGUCUGCAUCCUGCUGCUGCUUUGUGCUGCAGAAAACUCAAAUGGAGGGAAGAUUUUGGUGUGGUACAGUGAUGCCAGCCACUGGAUCAACAUGAAGCCGGUACUGGAGACACUGGUGGACAGAGGACACCAGGUGACGGUUCUGGUCCCGAGCUCAUCGCUGUUCAUGAACAGCAGCGAACCGUCUCGCUUCCAGUACGAACCUUUUGACGUCGACGUCACAGUAAAAGAUUUAGAAAAGAUUUUUGAAGACAUUAUUCACUUAUCUAUGUAUGAGUUGGACUUUAUGAACCCCAUUGAAAUUUACAUAAAACUUUUAGAUUUAAUAAAGAAACACAUGAAGUUUUUUCUUAAAUUCCUGGAUGGAGUUGUGAAAUCAGAAACCAUCAUGAAGAAGCUGAAGGAAGGAAACUACGACCUGCUAUUUGCAGACGCAAUCUACACCGGAAGUGACCUGACUGCCAAUAUUUUAGGCAUCCCCCUCGUCCUUUCUUUGCGGUUUUCCUCGGCUCAUUACUGGGAGAGGAUGUGUGGUCAGCUUCCUGCUCCACCGUCCUUCGUCCCGGCUGCUAUGAGCAAACUCACAGACAAGAUGGAUUUCUCAGAGAGACUGUUCAACAUCCUCUUCUACGCUCUGCAGGACGUCGUAAUAAACCAGUUCAUAUUGAAAGAUAUUGACAAAUAUUAUUCUGAAGUCAAAGGAACACCCACCAGUGCCUGUGAGUUGAUGGGUAAAGCUGAUAUCUGGUUGAUGAGAACCUACUGGGAUUUUGAUUUUCCUCGUCCACUCCUCCCCAACUUUAAAUUUGUUGGAGGGAUCCACUGCAAACCUGCUAAACCUUUACCAAAGGAAAUGGAAAAGUUUGUCCAAAGCUCUGGAGAUGCUGGUAUUAUUGUCUUCUCUUUAGGAUCGAUGGUCAAGAACGUAUCCACAGAAAAGGCGAACCUGAUCGCCUCGGCGCUCGCUCAGCUUCCACAAAAGGUGCUGUGGAGAUACAGUGGCCAGAAACCCCAGACUCUGGGUUCAAACACCAGAAUAUACGACUGGAUCCCACAAAACGACCUGCUGGGUCAUCCUAAAACCAAAGUUUUCAUCACUCAUGGUGGGGCAAACGGGAUCUAUGAGGCCAUCUACCACGGCGUUCCCAUGGUGGGAAUCCCCAUCUUUGCUGACCAAUCAGACAACAUGGUGCACAUGGAGGCCAAAGGAGCUGCAGUUACUGUUAAAUUUAACUUUAUGACAACUGAGAGCCUCAGAGAUGCCCUGAAUAUGGUCAUCAAUAACAAAUCCUACAAAGAAAAUGCGAUGCGACUGUCCAAAAUCCACCAUGACAGACCCAUGAGUCCUCGGGACGAGGCCGUCUUCUGGAUUGAGUUCACCAUGAGAAACAAAGGAGCCAAACACCUGAGGGUCCAGGCCCACGAACUCACCUGGUACCAGUACCACAGUCUGGACGUCCUAGCCUUCCUCCUCAUUAUAGAUCUGCUCCUCAUCUUGAUCCUCUUCAAGAGCUGCAGCUUCUGUUUCAAGAGAUGCUGCAGCAGAAAACAGACAAAGAGAAAAGCUGAGUAACAGACUGAAGUGAGAUCUACUGUUCAGGUGCUUUUCACACAGAACAAGAAUCUAUUUUGUGGUUUUAAAGUGUACACAUUUAAACAAUAGAAAAAAAAAAUCAGGACUGAAGAGAAAUUAUUGUUGAUUAUUAUUUUUAAUAGUUUUGUAUUUUGCUCCUUAUUCCAUUUCUCAAAUUCUGAGCAACUUUCCAUGUCCUGCUCAAAAAAUGACCAAACUAUGACACUGCCACUACCAUGCUUCAAUGUGGCACCAUUGUGAAAAAUCUAGAAUGCCUCUGACAGAAAACCGAUUUAUGGACUGGCUUCUCUUAAGAAAAAGCCAGACCAUAAAUCGGUUUUCUUAACCGAGUUUAAAACCAUGAACUAUUUUCCCAAUCACAUUUUCACUCUGUCAUACUAAAUCAUGUAUUAAAUGAUACUUUUCUUUUCAAUUUAUGUAUAAAAUGGUAUUACUAUUAUUUGUAAACUGAACCCAUGUUUUUAGUGUGCUUUGCUUUCGUUCUGUAGUGUACAAACAAAGCUUCAGCAAAGCUGUAAAAAUGACUGCAUUUAUUGACAUUUCAGACACUUCUAUUAAUAAUCAGAUUAAAAUUUUUUAUGCUCAUUUCCAUUGCUUUUCUAGCUCAGAAAAAUUAAUCACAUUAUUCAAAAUCAGUCAUAAAAAUAUUGUGUAAACUCUCA
Xiphophorus hellerii (green swordtail) is the source of this 4061-nucleotide messenger RNA. RefSeq lists its product as uncharacterized. The transcript has 14 exons. The record is from RefSeq and is a predicted model, not a curated record. Lineage: Eukaryota; Metazoa; Chordata; Actinopteri; Cyprinodontiformes; Poeciliidae. Gene Ontology annotation, molecular function: glucuronosyltransferase activity.